Molecule: messenger RNA, 1107 nt
Organism: Lachancea lanzarotensis
Lineage: Eukaryota; Fungi; Ascomycota; Saccharomycetes; Saccharomycetales; Saccharomycetaceae
Gene: COQ2
Product: LALA0S02e06634g1_1
Exons: 1
Coding region: 1-1107 (368 amino acids)
Biological process (GO): ubiquinone biosynthetic process
Cellular component (GO): mitochondrial inner membrane
Molecular function (GO): 4-hydroxybenzoate polyprenyltransferase activity
Source: RefSeq, a predicted model, not a curated record
AUGCUAGGUCUUCGAAACGCACCAAUUGGGCUAAAAUCAGUAAAAGGCUUGCAAAUUCUUUCCAAGCGCUCAAAACCGUCAUGGAAUGCUGGAUUUACCUUUAGACUACGUUCCACAUCUGCUAAGGACAAGACCAACGCUGUUUUCACCGCAGAACAAUUGAAAGAAGCGCAAGAAGCACGUCUCAAGGGAUUAGAACCGUAUGUUUCAAAGCUGCCUGCCAAGAUUAUACCUUACGCUGAGCUGAUGCGUUUGGAAAGACCGGUAGGCACAUGGUUAUUGUACAUCCCCUGCACUUGGUCAAUCACGAUGGCUGCUACUCAAACCUUGGCACCCGUAUCGACGACCUUGUGGACCUUGUUUCUGUUUGGAACCGGUGCAUUGAUAAUGAGAGGCGCUGGUUGCACGAUCAAUGAUCUUUUGGACCGUAAACUUGACGAUAAGGUUAUCAGAACGGUGGAAAGACCCAUUGCAGCCGGAAGAGUCACUCCAAAGCAAGCAGUGACAUUCUUGGGGGCUCAAACUGCUGUAGGGGUAGGGAUUCUUUCUCAAUUGCCAGCCGAUUGCUGGUGGUUGGGUCUUUCGUCGCUGCCUCUGGUGUUCACGUAUCCAUUGUUCAAGCGGUUUACAUACUAUCCACAAGUGGCGUUGAGUGCAUGCUUCACAUGGGGUGCGCUUUUAGGGUAUCCUGCCAUGGGUUUAAUGGACUGGCCGGCUAUGCUUCCCUUGUAUGCUAGCAGCUUUCUGUGGUGUAUGAUCUACGAUACUAUUUAUGCACACCAAGACAAGAAAUUCGACAUCAAAGUUGGCAUUAAAUCCACCGCUUUGGCCUGGGGUGACCGGAGUCGUAAAAUAUGUGUUGCCAUGUCUGUGGCCCAAAUGGGAUUGUUAGCAACUGCGGGCGCAACCAGUGGACUACUUAUGGGACCAGGCUUCUUGGCAGGUAUGGCUAUUUUCGGAUACAGACUGUUUUCUAUGGUUUUGAAAGUGGAUCUUGACAACCCUGCGGAUUGCUGGAAGUACUUUACUAGUAACAUUCGUUCCGGGUUGUACUUCAGCGCCGCUUUGUUGUUCGAUUACUUUCUGAAGAUCUUUGGCGUAUUGUGA